AUGUAAGAUUUUAACAAGAGUGAAGGAGAUGAGAUAGUUUUUCAUAUUACUAAAAAUGCUCAACAAUAUGAACCCAACAUUACUUUGGCUAACUCACCUAAUGACAAACCUGUCUAGAAACCUAUAUCAUUUGAAGAUAUCAAACUUGUAUCUUCUGUAUAGGUUUCAGCAGAUGGUCAUUACUAGUCUGUAAAAAUAAUCUGUUCAGGAUGUAAGAGGAAAGUAAGUUUUUUAGAUUAAAUUUCAGGUUAAUUCAGUCAUUAAAAGACGUGCUGGAUUGUAGACUUAUAUAGCAGGAUUACUUUUAAUCUUUUGUUCUUUUGGAUUUAUAUGUGUUACUUGUAUUCCAUGUAUGGUAGAUGAUUGUAAAGAUGUUCAACAUUCCUGUCCAAAUUGUAAAUAGUAUUUGGGGAAGGCACAAUUUAACAUACUUGAUUGA
This is a messenger RNA of Paramecium pentaurelia, 439 nucleotides long. The record is from the annotation of a GenBank genome assembly. NCBI's taxonomy places the organism in Eukaryota, Ciliophora, Oligohymenophorea, Peniculida, Parameciidae.